Dibothriocephalus latus is the source of this 231-nucleotide messenger RNA. Lineage: Eukaryota; Metazoa; Platyhelminthes; Cestoda; Diphyllobothriidea; Diphyllobothriidae. The record is from the annotation of a GenBank genome assembly.
AUGACUCUUUUCGCCGGUGACCUACACAACGCCACAGUCGUAUGCACACAGGUGACUGAGCUGUUGACACUAAAUCGGAGGGACUUCCUUAAGGCCUGUGAAAACACUUCUCCACCACUGCUCGAAGAAUGCAUUCAGGGCUUGAAGAAUUCUUGGGCUCUAAGUGGCUGGCCCAUCGAUCGCAUUCCAAAAUAUCCCGGCAGCAUCUACAUGAUAACGACGUUCAAGUAA